AUGCCGGGGCUGGGGAAGGAGCACGUGAAGGUGUGGGCCGAGCCGAACGGCCUGGUGAUCAAGGGCGAGGGCGAGAAGGAGCCCUGGGACGGCGACGACGACUCCGCGAUGCCGAGGUACAGCCGCCGCAUCAAGGUGCCCGCCGACGCGUUCAAGAUGGACAAGAUCAAGGCCGAGAUGAAGAACGGCGUGCUCAGGGUGACCGUGCCCAGGCUGAAGGAGGAGGAGCGCAAGGACGUGUUCCAGGUGAAGAUCGAGUAG
Messenger RNA from Triticum turgidum subsp. durum (durum wheat), 261 nucleotides. The record is from the annotation of a GenBank genome assembly. Lineage: Eukaryota; Viridiplantae; Streptophyta; Magnoliopsida; Poales; Poaceae.